Aaosphaeria arxii CBS 175.79 is the source of this 375-nucleotide messenger RNA. RefSeq names its product ribosomal protein-like protein L7Ae. The record is from RefSeq and is a predicted model, not a curated record. Gene Ontology annotation, biological process: maturation of SSU-rRNA; ribosome biogenesis; mRNA splicing, via spliceosome. Gene Ontology annotation, molecular function: RNA binding. The coding region runs from base 1 to 375 and encodes 124 amino acids. NCBI's taxonomy places the organism in Eukaryota, Fungi, Ascomycota, Dothideomycetes, Pleosporales. Gene Ontology annotation, cellular component: U4/U6 x U5 tri-snRNP complex; precatalytic spliceosome; small-subunit processome. The transcript is spliced from 2 exons.
AUGUCCGAAUCAGCAGCCUGGCCCAUUGCCGACGAAGCUCUGUCGCAGCAGCUCCUCGAUCUGGUGCAGCAAGCAAGCCAUUACAAGCAAAUGCGCAAGGGCGCCAAUGAAGCUACGAAAGCUCUGAACCGUGGUAUUGCCGAGCUCAUCGUCCUCGCAGCCGACACCUCCCCUCUCGCUAUCCUUCUUCACCUUCCCCUCCUGUGCGAAGAUAAGAACGUACCAUUCGUGUACGUCAAGAGCAAGGCUGCGCUUGGACGCGCCUGCGGCGUCAGCCGACCGGUCAUCGCGGCAAGCAUCACGACGAACGAGGCGAGUGAUUUGGCAGGACAGAUUAAGAGCAUAAGGGACGCCGUUGAGAGGCUCGCGAUCUGA